This is a messenger RNA of Pararge aegeria (speckled wood butterfly), 984 nucleotides long. Its product is annotated as pancreatic lipase-related protein 2-like. Gene Ontology annotation, biological process: lipid metabolic process. The transcript is spliced from 9 exons. The coding region runs from base 1 to 984 and encodes 327 amino acids. The record is from RefSeq and is a predicted model, not a curated record. Lineage: Eukaryota; Metazoa; Arthropoda; Insecta; Lepidoptera; Nymphalidae. Gene Ontology annotation, molecular function: lipase activity.
AUGUCAUUGCUAUCUAAAGAUAGCUUUCAACAGAUUAAACGGAUUUUUAUGUCAGUGCCACAAGGACGAAAAUCCCAAGUGAGCGAUACACGAAUAAUUUAUUAUAGAGAUAGCGAAAGGAAUAACUCGUAUGGAAUCAAGAGAGUUCUGCCAUUGCUUUCCGAUCCUACCUUCGACUUCGAGAAACCCACCGUGUUUUAUAUCCAUGGGUUAGUCAAUUGGUGCCACCCAAACGCGUAUAUAGAAACGGCUUUCGACAGUAGCGUCGCCACUGUGGUGAACGCAUACGUUGCGCACGGUGGCUUCAACAUGCUCGUGCUUGAUUGGGGCAACUUAGCCUUCGGCGAUUAUAUUAGCGCCCUGCUUAACAUAAAACCGGUAGGCAAUGCAGCGGGCAAAGCGGUUUUUAAGCUACUAAAACGGGGUUUGGAUAUUAAAGGCUUACAUAUUGUGGGGCAUUCCAUGGGGGCCCAUGUAGCGGCUGUCGUAGCAAGAUAUCUCAAAACCAGAAGAUAUAUAGUACCUAGGAUAACGGCACUGGACGCGGCAUACCCUGGCUUCUACCCACCGUUACAAACGGUGCCCGUUAACCCAAAAGACGCGGACUUCGUAGACAUAAUCCACACAGAUGGCGGCUGGUUCGGGGCCUCCACUAGUAUUGGCCAUGUCGACUUUUGGCCAAACGGCGGAACGGCGAAUCAGCCUGGGUGUUUGCCAUUCACUUUGCCAUUGACGGUUGAAAAUUUUUGCAACCACUGGCGUUCGUGGCAGUACUGGGCAGAGUCGGUUAAUGGAGGCAACUUUAUAGCAAGAAAAUGUAAUACUUAUGAAGGUUUUCGCCAAGGGAAAUGUUUUGGAACCGCUUUUAUGGGUUUAGCUGCAACACCAGAAUUACGAGGAAAUUACUACCUAAGAACAGCAUCUCAAGAACCUUUUGCUUUAGGAGAAAGCGGGGCUACCUUAAGAAGGCGUGGGUAUACCUAA